Ilyonectria robusta is the source of this 1398-nucleotide messenger RNA. RefSeq names its product IPP transferase-domain-containing protein. Gene Ontology annotation, cellular component: mitochondrion. The transcript is spliced from 2 exons. NCBI's taxonomy places the organism in Eukaryota, Fungi, Ascomycota, Sordariomycetes, Hypocreales, Nectriaceae. Bases 1 to 1398 code for a protein of 465 amino acids. Gene Ontology annotation, biological process: tRNA modification. The record is from RefSeq and is a predicted model, not a curated record. Gene Ontology annotation, molecular function: ATP binding; tRNA dimethylallyltransferase activity.
AUGGCCUCUGCUCGAAAACCUCCCGCAGAACCCCUCGUGGUUGUCUUAGGCUCCACGGGCACUGGCAAAUCCGAGCUAGCCGUUGAGCUGGCCACCCGCCUCAAUGGCGAGGUCAUCAACGCCGAUGCCAUGCAGCUCUACAACGGGCUGCCCAUCAUUACGAACAAAAUCACCCCCGCAGAACAGCGUGGAGUUCCCCACCAUCUCCUCGGCCACAUAUCCCUCGACGAAACUCCCUGGGAUGUUGACGAUUUUAGACGAGAGGCCAACCGGGUGAUCCGAGAUAUUCGCAGCCGAGGCCGCCUACCCAUCCUCGUCGGAGGCUCUCAAUACUAUGUCGACCCGCUUCUCUUCAAAGAGGUCAUCCUGGACGACAUGGAAAUGGACACCUCAACAUCGUUCCCCAUCCUGCAAGAGUCGGGCGAAGUAAUGCUACACGAGCUGCGAAAAGUCGACCCCGUCAUGGCCGACCGCUGGCACCCCAACGACCGUCGCAAGAUCCAACGCUCCCUCGAGAUAUACCUGCGCACCGGCAAGCGCGCCUCCGAUUACUAUGCCGAGCAACAGGCGCGCAAGGAGGCUGCGCAGCAGGAUCCCACAGACCAAGAACCGUGGGAAAACCUACUGUUCUGGGUGUACUCGGAGCGCGAGGUCCUGCGAACGCGCCUCGACAACCGCGUGGAUAAGAUGGUGGACGGCGGGCUGCUGCCGGAAGUUCGAGAACUGUUUGAAUUCAAGCGUCAGAAAGAUGCGGCGGGCCAGAUUUUGGACAUGACUAAGGGAAUAUGGCAGUCAAUUGGGUACAAGCAGUUUGAGUCGUACAUGACGGCCGUAGACGAAGGCAAACAACAAGCUGAGACGGAUCGCUUAAAGACAGCGGCCCUGGAGGAGAUGAAGACGGCAACGCGGCGAUAUGCCGUUUACCAGACCCGCUGGAUCAGACUCAAGCAGAUCCCACGCCUUCGCGAUGUCGGCCCUGAAGCCAUCAACAGCUUAUACCUCCUCGACAGCACUGACGUCACAAGCUACAAGGACAAUGUCGUUGAGCCUGCUGUCAAGCUUGCCACCCAGUUCCUCCAAGGAGAAGCCCGCGCGCCACCCGCAGACCUGUCGCCCCUGGCCCACGAGGUCCUCACGCAGGUGUCCAACCCACCGCCAAAGGCCACGCCGUGCAAGCGCAUGUGCGAGGUCUGCCAUACGGUGCUGAUGACGGAGGAGGCCUGGGAGAAGCACCACAAGAGUGCUACGCACCGGCGCGUCGUGCGGAAGAAGAAGAGAACGUCACUGGUGCCGGUGGAAAAUACCGCCGAGGCCGAAGAAGCAGAGGAUUCAGGGGGUGACAAGUCUAGCCCAGAUAUAAGUUCCAUGUUUUUAGAACCAACAAUCAACAAAAUCUAG